GGCCCGCCGCGCCACCCCAGCCCCGCCGCCGCGCUCGCCGCCAGCCGCCCGCAGCGCCCCGACCAUGUCCGCCACCGGCCUGAGCCCGGUCCGCUGCGCCUUCGUGCUCCUGCUCGCCCUCUGCAGCCGGCCCGCCUCUGGCCAGGACUGCAGCGGCCAGUGCCAGUGCGCGGCCGGGAAGGCGCCGCGCUGCCCCGCCGGCGUCAGCCUCGUGCUGGACGGCUGCGGCUGCUGCCGAGUGUGCGCCAAGCAGCUGGGUGAGCUGUGCACCGAGCGCGACCCCUGCGACCCGCACAAGGGCCUCUUCUGCGACUUCGGCUCGCCGGCCAACCGCAAGAUCGGAGUGUGCACAGCCAAAGAUGGUGCCCCCUGCGUCUUUGGAGGAACGGUGUACCGGAGCGGAGAGUCCUUCCAGAGCAGCUGCAAAUACCAGUGCACUUGCCUGGACGGGGCCGUGGGCUGCGUGCCCCUGUGCAGCAUGGACGUCCGCCUGCCCAGCCCCGACUGCCCCUUCCCGCGGAGGGUCAAGCUGCCAGGGAAAUGCUGCGAGGAGUGGGUGUGUGACGAGCCCAAGGACCACACCGUGGUCGGCCCUGCCCUGGCCGCUUACCGACUGGAAGACACGUUUGGCCCAGACCCAACUAUGAUGCGAGCCAACUGCCUGGUCCAGACCACAGAGUGGAGUGCCUGUUCCAAGACCUGUGGGAUGGGCAUCUCCACCCGGGUUACCAAUGACAACGCUUUCUGCAGACUGGAGAAGCAGAGCCGCCUCUGCAUGGUCAGGCCUUGUGAAGCUGACCUGGAAGAGAACAUUAAGAAGGGCAAAAAGUGCAUCCGUACCCCCAAGAUCUCCAAGCCCGUCAAGUUUGAGCUUUCUGGCUGCACCAGCGUGAAGACAUACCGGGCUAAGUUCUGCGGGGUAUGCACAGACGGCCGCUGCUGCACCCCUCACAGAACCACCACCCUUCCUGUGGAGUUCAAGUGUCCCGAUGGUGAGGUCAUGAAGAAGAGCAUGAUGUUCAUCAAGACUUGUGCCUGCCAUUACAACUGCCCGGGUGACAAUGACAUCUUCGAGUCCCUGUACUACAGGAAGAUGUAUGGAGACAUGGCCUAAAGCCAGAGAGAGUGAGACCCAUGAACACUUGAGACUGUCACUUGAACUGAUUCACAUCUCAUUUUUGCGUAAACAUGAUUUCAGUAGCACAGGUUAUUUAAAUGUUUUUCUAAUGGGGGACAAAGGAAAAUUCCCACCAACAUUCAAAAUCGUGUGCCAUGUGACAUUCAAAAAAAGAGUCUAUCAAACCCAGACACUGGUUUGAAGAAAGUUCAGACUUGACCGUGGGACGGUAUUAGUGCAGAGCACCGGGAUGUAUGCUGUGUGGCUUUAGGAGCUCUGGGAAGGCACGAGUAGAGAGUCUUGUCAUCUUACGGCAGGGAUGUUACUGCUAUUGGGUGUCAUUGAGAAGGAAAACUUGAGCAUGCUCACUGAGCUGCCUUUAGCACCAAUGACAGCUGAGAUGUGUAUUCUCCAGCUGUCAGGAGGCUGGGUCAAGUUCUUCUUUAAGUCAGAACAGAAGAUUCAGCUCUGACAUUCUGAUUCGGUUGAGUGUUCAGGAAUCAGAAUCCUGUCUGUAAGACUGGACAGCUUGUGGCAAGCUGUUUUGCCUGUAACAAGCCAGAUUUUUUUUUUUUAAUUGAUAUUGUAAAUAUUGUGUAUAUAUAUAUAUAUUUGUACAGUUAUCUAAGUUAAUUUAAAGUUGUUUGUGCCUUUUUGUUUCUGUUUUUAAUGCUUUGGUAUUUCAAAUGUUAGCCUCCAUUCUGAACACCAUAGGUAGGAUGUAAAGCUUGUCUGAUCAUUCAAAGCAUGGAAUAGACAUUCGAAUGGAAAUUCUGCUCAGUUAAGAGCAGCAGUUCAUCAAUCAAUACAGGUUGUUUGCUGAAGGUGAGGCAGCAGAAAUGUCCUUGGCAGUCUGAUUUGUAGGUAGGAAAUGUGGUAGCCUCACUUUUAAUGAAAAAAUGACUUUUAUUAAAAAAUGAGUGGCUCUAUACAGCUGAUUGGUUUUUCCACCUGGAAGCAUUUGUUUCUACUUUGACUAUGACUGUUUUUUGGACAGUUUAUUUGUUGAGAGUGUGACCAAAAGUUACAUGUUUGCACCUUUCUAGUUGAAAAUAAAGUAUAUAUUUUUUCUAUAAA
Messenger RNA from Phacochoerus africanus (Common warthog), 2194 nucleotides. It is a transcript of the gene CCN2, whose product is annotated as cellular communication network factor 2. Lineage: Eukaryota; Metazoa; Chordata; Mammalia; Artiodactyla; Suidae. The record is from RefSeq and is a predicted model, not a curated record. Gene Ontology annotation, cellular component: extracellular matrix; extracellular region. Gene Ontology annotation, molecular function: integrin binding; heparin binding. Bases 65 to 1114 code for a protein of 349 amino acids. The transcript is spliced from 5 exons. Gene Ontology annotation, biological process: cell adhesion; signal transduction.